This is a messenger RNA of Micropterus salmoides (largemouth bass), 4202 nucleotides long. Its product is annotated as interphotoreceptor matrix proteoglycan 2-like. Lineage: Eukaryota; Metazoa; Chordata; Actinopteri; Centrarchiformes; Centrarchidae. The coding region runs from base 1 to 2826 and encodes 941 amino acids. Gene Ontology annotation, molecular function: hyaluronic acid binding; heparin binding. The record is from RefSeq and is a predicted model, not a curated record. The transcript is spliced from 19 exons. Gene Ontology annotation, biological process: visual perception.
AUGAUAUCAUCAUCAUCCUCCCCACACUCAGAGAUUGGGUCCCAAGCCCCAAUAACAAGAAGCCCUUACGGCACAGAAUCACUCAACAUAAGGGUGACUGACGAUCACAACCGCAACACGAAGAGAGAUGGAUGCAGUCCAACACCAGGCUCACCGGAAGUUGCUGAGGCUCCUGAGCUAGAAGACAUAGCUAAAGAAGAAAAGGUAGAGGAGGAAGCAGCUGCCAUCAUCCCAGAGGUGGAGGAGAGUCUACUGGACAAUGACAUUGCCGUGCAGCCUCCCACGCCCACUGUGCUGGAGCAGGUGGUGGAGCUGAGCAUCCUCCUGACUGGAGAGAUGUACAGUGACAACCUGGGCGAUCCAGCCAGCCUCCAUUACCAAACCCUCAGCAGACAGCUUGCUGAAAAGAUAGAGGAUGCUCUGGAGGGGCUUCCUGGAUUUAAGAGUGUGUCUGUGUUGGACUUCAGUCUGGGUGGCGUGGUGGUGGACUAUGCUGUCACAGUGCUGGUGGAUGGAACAGGGGUGAGCAAUGAACAGCUGGACUAUCUGACCCUGCAGUCAAACCUGGUGGAAAACUCAUACCGUGAGGUCAUGGAGCGCCCUACAUUGGUCUACACCAUCAGUGAGGUCAAAAACUUAAUCACUGAAGCCCUGCAUAAUGACGAGAGGGAGAGUGUGUCUGAGGACCCCGAGUUUGUCAAUGCUGCAGAAGAAGCGGCGAUUAAGGCUGCCGAAGAGCCACCAGAGGUCAUGAUCUUAGAAGGGGACACUGAAGAUGUCAACAUAAAUGACGUCCUUCCCGAGCCCUCUGAAACCAACACAGUGGCGACAGAAGAACAUGACGUCAUUAUUCUGGAGGACAGUGCAGUUAUGUCUCUUGCUCCUGUCCUGACGACUAGUGCACCCGAAGCUGGCAGCAUUGAGGAGGAGGGUCUGUUGCUGGAGGAUACUGUACAGACUCUUGCUACAGACCCCCCCCUACCAGAGGAGCUCCCAGCUGAGCUUACCUCCCCUGAGCUGCCAGAUGAUGCCACACUGCCUGAACCACCUGUGGAGAAGAAAAAGGCCUACCUGCCCCAGUCCCACCUCCCUGAUGCUGUAGAUAUAGCGAGUGAAGUAUCAGAGCCAGAGGCAGCAGAAAAGGGUCCUGUUGGUGAAGAGCUGGUGGAGGGCGCAGAAGAAGAGUCCAACCUUACAGGUGUUCCAUCUGCAGAUAAGGAAGUUAACCCCGAAGAGCCUGCAGAAGACGGAGACAUUAACGUGGUGUUGACCUAUCCAGAGGAACCCAUACUUGAAGAGGGUGGCAUGGAGGAAGUAACAGAGAGUGAGGGACUAGAGGUAAAGGAAAGUCCACCAGAAAUCCCAGCAGUGGAGGAAGAGGCCCCAGAUGCUCCAGAGAUUUCUACAGAGGAUCUUACAGAGGAUGAGAUCUUACUGGUCAACAACGACGGGGAACCAGAGCCUCCAGCGACAGAUUUCCUGACCCCUGCCCAACCGACCGCCCUCUCUCCAGAGAGGGAGUCGCCUUUCACCCGCAUCUCUGAUGCUGACCCUGUCUCUGAAGGGCAACCUGACAUCAUCAUCCCUUCAGUGGUGGAGAUCCAGACCCCUAACGAAGGCAUGGAUGAUGCUACCAUUGGGGACCAGGACUAUGACGUGAUUCAUUAUAGUUAUGAUUUGAUUAACCACACAGAGGACGGCAGCACUAGCUUUCCAUUUGUUGUGACACACGGCACAGACCAAGCCAGUAUCGCCAUGCCUGUGAACCCUGGACGAGCACUGAUGGUGUUCUUCAGCCUGAGGGUGACCAACAUGAUCUUCUCCGAUGACCUCUUUAACAAGAGCUCCCCAGAAUACAAAGCUUUGGAGCAACGCUUCAUAGAGCUGCUUGUGCCCUACCUGCAGUCCAACCUUACCAACUUUGAGAACCUGGAGAUCCUGAACUUCAGGAACGGGAGCAUUGUGGUCAACAGCCGGAUGAAAUUUGGCAAGCCUGUGCCGCAAAGCGUCACCACCACUGUCUAUCUGAUCCUGGAGGACUUCUGUAACACAGCUUACCAGACCAUGAACCUGGCCAUCGAUAAGUACUCACUGGACGUUGAGUCGGGGGACAAGGCAGACCCCUGUAAGUUCCAGGCCUGUAACGAGUAUGCAGAGUGUAAAGUGAACAAGUGGUCAGGGGAGGCGGAGUGUGUCUGUAAUGCUGGCUACUUCAGUGUGGACAGCCUGCCUUGUCAGAGUAUCUGUGACCUGCAGACCGACUUUUGCCUCAAUGACGGAAAAUGUGACAUCAUCCCCGGCCAGGGAGCCAUCUGCAGGUGCCGCGUUGGGGAGAACUGGUGGUACAGAGGAGAGCACUGUGAGGAGUAUGUAUCGGAGCCACUGGUGGUCGGCAUUGCGAUUGCCUCCGUGGCUGGAUUCCUGUUGGUGGCCUCGGGAGUCAUCUUCUUCCUCGCCAGGACGUUACGGGAUCAGUAUGACAAGGAUGAGUCCGAGGACCCCAUACGGCGAGCAGAGAGUCUCCCAUCUCUGGAGAGGGCAACCAAGUACAACCCCAUGUAUGAGAGCGAGGCCACCACAGGUUACAGCCACUACUACCGCCGCUAUCCGGAAGCUCCUGUGUACAGCAGUGCUGAGGCCUCCACUGACUUCAGCAGCGAGGAGAUACGACACAUCUAUGAGAACAGUGAACUGACCAAGGAGGAAAUCCAAGACAGGAUACGCAUUAUUGAGCUCUACGCUAAGGACCGGCAGUUUGCAGAUUUUGUACGGCAGCAUCAAGCCGUCUUGGAUACCCGCAUAGAGAGCUCCUCUACCCAGGCAUGAAUCUCUCCGGUGAACAACAAGAAGUUUUGACUGUUCGUCCCCCUUCCUUGGUGCCUUCUCUUGACUGGGUGAGCUGGCUGUGACAUCAAGGGACAUGCUUGCUGCUCAUCUACUGGACGUCUUCCUUUGGGGAAAACUGGACUGCAUCCUCUUACUUGAAAUGUUAUCAGACUCAGCCCAAUCCUCUCUGCAGUAGUACUUUUGGUUAGUGUUAUAAUCGGUUUUGUUUAAUCAUGUCAUACUAUCUGUCCAUUCAUAAAGUGAAGAACUUAAAACUGUGUAUACAUAUAUAUAUAUAUAUAUAUAUAUAUAUAUAUAGUGUUACUGUUAGGUGGUUUACCAGAUAAUAUUCUUUCUUCACUCUACAAAGCUCAAAUGUACUCUUUAGGCCUUCCCAGAGAGACACUGAGAAAGCUUUUUUAGUCAAUGGUGCUAACUUAAUUUAAAAUACUCUUUGAAAUCUAGUGGUCUAUAUAACUAAUUUUUACAAUUUAAAAGCAACUUCAGUGAAUAAACUGUCUAUAUACUACUGAAGAUUAAAGGAAUAGUUCAAGGAAAUACACUCCCUUUCUGGCAGAGAGUUAAAUGAGAAGAUCGAUUGAACUCUCACAUCUGUCUGUUAAAUAUGAAGCUAUAGCCAGCAGCCGUUAGUUUAGCUUGACACAAAGACUGGAAACAAGGGGAAACAGCUAGCCUGACUCUGUCUAAAUCUGCCUACGUAAAUAUACAUAGACAGACAUAACGUGUUAAUCAGUUAGCUUUAGAAGUGUUAGUUAGUUAGGUGGAUUUCGUAAGUGCCAGGCUAGCUGUACUCUCGUGUUUCAAGUCUUAAGCUAAGCUAAAUGGCUGCUUUCUGUAGCCUUAUGUUUACUGUACACACAUGAAUGUGGAAUCAUUCUUUCUAUCUAAAUCCCUGCCAGAAAGCAAAUAAGCAUAUUUUCAAAAUGUCAAACUAUUCCUUUAAGGUGACCAAAUACAGUGUUAGUGUAUGUAAUAUUACUGUUCGUCAAUGUAAAAGCAGUCUUUUACAAUCUGAACAUUGUGUAACGUCAUUCCAGCUAUUUUUCCUCUGGCAGGUAAUAUUUCUGCCUUUUUAACCACUCCAUCCAUCAGAAGCUUUGGUGUAUGUUUGUGAAUGUAUGAUGUGGUAGACAUGAGAAUGUGAAAAAAGUGGGGAUGGGAGAGAAAGUCGGGGAACAUGAACCCUCUAUAGCUCUGGAAUCCAGAAAUAAGUGAAAACACGUUUCAGUGGAAAAAUGAAAGUGGCCCAGGGAUUUGAUUAAAUGUUCUGUUUUCAGAUGUCAUGUGUAAUGCAACUGAGAGAACAAUAGCACCAGGAAAAGCAAGCUGAUAAACAACACGCGUUUUUUGCAGCU